Messenger RNA from Cydia fagiglandana, 1748 nucleotides. It is a transcript of the gene Or-29, whose product is annotated as odorant receptor 49b-like. The transcript has 5 exons. NCBI's taxonomy places the organism in Eukaryota, Metazoa, Arthropoda, Insecta, Lepidoptera, Tortricidae. Gene Ontology annotation, biological process: sensory perception of smell; detection of chemical stimulus involved in sensory perception of smell. Gene Ontology annotation, molecular function: olfactory receptor activity; odorant binding. The record is from RefSeq and is a predicted model, not a curated record. Gene Ontology annotation, cellular component: plasma membrane. Bases 3 to 1259 code for a protein of 418 amino acids.
AAAUGACACUGAAACUAUUUUUCUGCCACUUUUCAUCAGACCUUGCUCAAAACAAGUUCAAAAUGAUCAAGGAGUUUUUCCAAAGUUUAGAAGAUCCAAACAUACCUCUUUUUGGUCCAAACUAUUGGCUUUUAAGUAAACUUGGGCUACUGCUUCCCAAAAACCGGAUGGAAAGAAUUUUGAAAAUAAUCAUACACGAGCUUGCAUUUUGUUUCGUAAUCUCCCAGUACAUAGAACUAUAUAUAAUAAGAUCAGACAUGGAUCUCGUCUCGACAAAUCUGAGGAUUUCUAUGUUAAGCAUCGUUGUAACAUUUAAAGCAAAUACAUUUCUAUUUUGGCAAGAAGAUUGGCGUCAAAUCAUCGACUAUAUAACUGAAGCUGAUAAGUUCGAAAGGGAUAAUCAGGAUGAGGCUAAAGGAAAUGUUAUCAACACUUACACCAAGUACUGUCGACGUGUAACUUAUUUUUAUUGGGUGUUGGCAUUUUUCACCUCCUGUACUGUUAUUAUUGCACCAUUGAUGAAAUAUUGCACAUCGGAGAAAUUUCGGGAAGGUUUUCACAACGGAACUGAACAAUUUCCCCACAUACUCAGCUCAUGGGUGCCCUUUGAUAAAGAGUAUUCACCAGGAUGCUGGUUCACUGUUAUAUGGCACAUCCUGAUAACUUAUUAUGGGGGGUCUGUAGCGGCUGCUUAUGACACUAGUAUCAUGGUGAUACUAGUUUAUUUUGGAGGAAAAAUGGAUCUGCUUCGUAUAAGAUGCAGGGAGAUGCUGGGCACAGAAGGAAAAGGAGUAAGUGAUGUAAAUGCAGAUAAAGUGGUCCGACAACUCCAUCAAAUUCAUGUCCUACUUCUGAAGCAUUCCAGAUUGUUCAACUCGGUUUUGUCACCUGUGAUGUUUUGCUAUGUCGUCAUGUGCUCACUGAUGAUCUGUGCCAGUGCAUUUCAACUAACCUCUGCAACAAGUACAUUGCAAAAACUUUUGAUGGCGGAAUAUUUGAUAUUUGGCGUUGCUCAGCUGUUUCUGUUUUGCUGGCAUAGCAAUGAUGUUAUUUACAAGAGUGAGGCUGUAAUGAUGGGCCCUUACGAGAGUGACUGGUGGGCAGCCAAUCUUAAACAGAGAAACAACAUUCUGAUUAUCCAGGGGCAGCUGCAAAUCGUGCACAUCUAUACCGCAGGACCUUUCACUGACCUCACACUGGCUACAUUUAUUAAUAUUUUGAAAGGAGCUUACAGUUAUUACACCUUAAUGAGAAAAUAAGAUAGGUACCUACUUCAAAUUAAAAAUACACCUAUUAUAGUUUAGCACACCAACUUUAUCAGUACUUAAACAAAAAUGUGAAAUUCAGAUUUAUACGGGACUUCGAUCCGUCGCAUCUACAUUUUUCAUAUUUGCCGCCUAUAUACUACUGACAAGUUUUUUUUGCCAGUCUAUAUUUACUCUUUUUUUUUGGUGUUAUUUUUGUGAGAAUUAUGAAUUGUUUAGUAUCAAUAUAUUUACACUAAUUUGUAGUCAUAACGCGUACCUACAUUGUUAUUAGGACUAAACACUAAACCAGUGGCCUAUUUUAUAAAGCUACAAGUUACAAUUUACAAGCGGAAGUCUCUUUCUAACCCUAUGUGUUAGAACGAGACUUCCGCUUGUAAAUUGUAACUAGUAGCUUUAUAAAAUAGGCCACAGCUCCUCUAAUUUUGUUACAAUUGUAUUAUUUUUAACCGUACGCUUUACGUAUCUUAGGCCUUAGAGUUC